AUGGCGGAAACAGAAGAGCGUCCCUCAAAAAUGAGGAAGCUCGAACCUGUCAACGAUAUUAGUAUCUCCCAGACGGAUGGGCAAGAUGACAUUGAAAACGAUUUAAAAACCUCACAACAAUCUAUUGAGAAACACGAAACUGAAAGCGCCGUACCCUCGGACUCAGAACAUGAAGAGGAAGAACAAGAUGUUAACAAAAACAAGACAGCCGGUGGUCUUGCGGGCGACUCGGGGACUCCCUCUAUGUCCAAGAACCAAUUGAAGAAGAUUCGCAGAAAGGCUGCGUGGGAAGCCGGCAAAGACUAUCGAAAGGAACAGAAGAAGGCCAAGAUAACUGCGAAGAGGGCACAACGAGCAGCAGAUAAGGCCGAAUUGCUUGCGAGUGGCAUUGACCUAGCCGCCCUGGCGAAACCACGUCCGACACCAUCAACACAAGUUCCCGUAACGCUACUAUUGGAUUGCGAUUUUGAUGGCUAUAUGACGGACAAGGAGGUUAUGAGCUUGGGUCAGCAGAUUACGAGGUGUUAUAGCGACAAUAAGCAUGCAAAAUACCGAGCGCACCUGGUUGUUAGCAGCUUUGGCGGGCGACUAAAAGAAAGAUACGAGACGGUGCUGUCGAACCAUCAUUUAGGUUGGAAGGGCGUUACAUUUUCGGAGAAGUUCUUCGUCGAGGCAGCAAAAGAUAUCCAUGAUGUUAUGAUUGGGUCCGAAGGGGGAAGGGUGAAGGGUGCAUUGCUAGGCGCUUUACUUCCAACAGACAACAUUCCGGUACUGGUUCAAGAGCCAGACACGAGCGAUAAAAUCCAGCAACCAAACGAACCAGCCUCGGAGCCAGAAAAGCAAACUACAGCUCAACCCGCCCAGGCCGCGAAUGGUUCUGAGUCAUCAAUCCCUUCUGAACCAGUAUCGACGCCCCAAAUUCCCGAUAUUCCAAUUCCAACUACUCCCCAAAUCGUGUACCUCUCUUCCGACUCCGAGCACACCCUUGACUCACUCUCACCAUACACUACCUAUGUUAUCGGCGGCAUUGUAGAUAAGAACCGCCACAAAGGGCUAUGCCACAAACGGGCCAACGAGCUCGGCAUCCCGACAGCGAAGCUACCCAUUGGAGAGUAUAUGCAGAUGCAGAGCCGCACAGUACUAACAACGAACCAUGUGGUUGAGAUCAUGGCGAACUGGCUGGAAACUGGGGACUGGGGGGAGGCAUUCUUGAAGGCGAUUCCAAAGAGGAAGGAGGCCGUCUUGAGGAAGGGUGGAAAGAAACAGAGGCCAGAGAAUGGAAAAGAAGGUGAAAAUGAAGGCGAAGAUGAUGUUCUGGAAGAAGAUACGAUGGAGAUGGAUGAAACGAAUAAUGAUGAAGCUACACCCAAAGAUUCGAAAGGGCAGAAUGCUGCAGCGGUUGAUGAGACAGUUUAA
Messenger RNA from Pseudogymnoascus verrucosus, 1416 nucleotides. It is a transcript of the gene TRM10, whose product is annotated as tRNA (guanine(9)-N(1))-methyltransferase. Gene Ontology annotation, molecular function: tRNA binding. Lineage: Eukaryota; Fungi; Ascomycota; Leotiomycetes; Thelebolales; Thelebolaceae. The record is from RefSeq and is a predicted model, not a curated record. Gene Ontology annotation, cellular component: nucleus. Gene Ontology annotation, biological process: tRNA N1-guanine methylation. The transcript has a single exon. The coding region runs from base 1 to 1416 and encodes 471 amino acids.